Molecule: messenger RNA, 1905 nt
Organism: Phlebotomus argentipes
Lineage: Eukaryota; Metazoa; Arthropoda; Insecta; Diptera; Psychodidae
Product: arrestin domain-containing protein 3-like
Exons: 8
Coding region: 549-1706 (385 amino acids)
Biological process (GO): protein transport
Cellular component (GO): cytoplasm
Source: RefSeq, a predicted model, not a curated record
CUGGCAAACGUCGAAGUGGAAGGAUCGCGCGCAGGAGCGCAUCUCUUGAUUUCCCUUCGAGGGAGGAAAACUCGUGAUUCUUCUGCUUGGAUGAAAAUCUCUAGAGUGCAAUCUUUGAGAUAUAUCCAUAGAAAUUAUUUAAUAACAGUGCAGUUGGAACAUAAAAUUCCUCUCUAUCGUUGGUGAAGCAAUGAAAAAUCCAUGACUGAAUGUUGGAUGGUAUAAUUGAAUUGCGCUCAAGUGAAAGUUCCGAGAAUAAGUGAAUAAAUUGGGGAAAUUGCACAAUUGAUGCCCUCUUACUCCAUCUCGUCUGCGAAACCCCCUGAAAAUGUGUUAAUUGAAGUGAAAUUUGAGACUUUUGAGAGUAAGGAACGGGGGUACGAUGUCGAAAAUCAAUUUUAUCGCCUAACAACGCGUCCAGCGUGAAAAUUGGCAUUUUCUUAGCGCUGUUUUCCUUUUGUGAAACAAGAAUGACACGCCGUAGACUGAGAGUGUGAGGAGAAAGUUGGGAAAAAGUUGGCGCUCGAGAGGCAAAAAAAGCACACGCGAUGGAUUACAUCAAGGAAUUGGAUAUAAGACUAGACAAGGAGUACUACUAUGCUGGAGAGUGUCUCGUGGGAAGAGUCGUUGUGGAUACCACGGAGAAUUUCAAAUUGAAAUCCAUACGACUGGUGUUGCGCGGGAAAGCGCACGCCGAAUGGAAGGUGUUCGUGUCCGGUGACAAGAGGACCGUGAAGGAUGAUCAGUACUACAUUGACGAGAGGGCAGUGAUCUGGGGUCAGAAGACUAACGAUGGCGAUCACGAGGCCGUACCUAUUUUGCAGCGCGGACACCAUGAGUUUCCCUUCCGCUUUGGCAUCCCGGAGACCAAUCUGCCCUGCAGCUUCGAGUCUCGCGCCUGCCAGAUCCGCUACUAUAUCAAGGUAACCCUGGACAUCCCGUACGCCUCACCACCGCAGGGCAUCAAGUACUUCACCAUCAUCGGACCGCACAUUGAUUGCAUGGAGGAGCAGUACCUGAAACCACUGACAGGCCAGGACAAGAAGGUCAAGUGUUGCCUGUGCUGCGCCAAGGGGCCGGUCACGCUCAGAUGCUCACUGGAUCGAAACGCUUACUGCUGUGGGGAAACUCUCAAGCUGAAAUCCGAAGUAGAUAAUCAAGGUGAAGACAGCUUGAAGCUGAAAGUACGAUUCCUUCAGUUGUGCGAGUUCUUUGUGGAGCGCGGCGUGCUGGGGGUCACGAAGGAGGUGCAGCAUCUGGUGCUGGAGUACAAGGGCGAAUCCAUAAAUCCCACAGAGAAGUCAGACACUGUCACUAAUCUCCGAAUUCCCACUCUGCCCACGACCAUGAUUAAUGUUUGUCGUCUCGUGCAAAUCUACUAUCAAUUGGUGGUUUGCCUGGAGUUCGAUAAAAGUGGCGAUGAUUUGCAAAUAAUUUUCCCCAUAACAAUCGCAACAGUACCAUUUAGGAUACCGAAUAGCAAUCUGCAGCCAAUUCUCGGAUAUGAUUUGGCUAGUGACCAUGUAGAAGGUGGAAUCUAUAUAGGCCCGGAAUUCUUAUUAGGCGAAGUUUAUGACGGUUUUACGAGCAAUGAAAAUGAAGCACGUGAGAUUUCUCCCCUCUAUCGUCCAGUGUACAUCACAGUGAUUAAAAGUUCACAGCAAAUGGCAUCAAAUUCUGCUGAUAAGAGAUUCAACAGGAAUUAAUUAUAUUUGUUAACAUUUCACCACCCACAUGCAAUAAGGCGUUCCCAACACGAACGGAUCCUUGCCCUUUCGCCUCUGUUUUGUGUAUCUUUACACCCAUUGCAAUUGUUAACAAGUGUAUUUUGACUACAUUGUAACGAUGGAUAUCGGAUAUGAAAUAAUAAAAGGCAUUUAUCCGCAAACAUUGUGGAGAUAUUUG